This is a messenger RNA of Eleginops maclovinus (Patagonian blennie), 5596 nucleotides long. RefSeq names its product EH domain binding protein 1 (gene ehbp1). Gene Ontology annotation, molecular function: protein binding. The record is from RefSeq and is a predicted model, not a curated record. Gene Ontology annotation, biological process: actin cytoskeleton organization. Gene Ontology annotation, cellular component: microtubule organizing center; filamentous actin. Lineage: Eukaryota; Metazoa; Chordata; Actinopteri; Perciformes; Eleginopidae.
GAGCCAAGCGGUCAAACUAUCAGUAACAGUUGGACUACUUUGCUGUGGGAAUUCCUGACUUGGGGUUGAAAUACUUUUGUUAAAUGUUGUUUGCUGGGACAAGCCUAAAUAAUUGUCGGUCCUGACUCAGUCGUGUCUCCCGCAGCGCGCGCUUUUUACCUGUCUGUGGAGCAAAUGUGUCAACUGGCGAGCAACGGUUUCCGCUCGAGCAGUGUUGUGAUGGCUAGCCGUCGUCGCUAGCAGGCUAGCUAGCUGUAUGUAUGGCACUGCUGCAAAAAGAAGGCGAUAAUUAGCUUGCAAAGCGGGCUACGUUUGCUUGCUAGUUUAUUGUGUGGACAGUUCGCUACCUCUUAACACUACCGACAAGGCCACUUAACGGAUAAUGCGUUGGAUAUCACGUUAAGGAAGAACACCAGAUGGAAAUAUCACAUUAAUACCAAGGGGAUUACUCAUCAUGCAUUUCAAAAUUAUGGAGUGAAUUUCUUCAUACCAUCAUGCGCAAAUCAAAUCUCGACCACUGCUGCAGAGAUUUCCUGUCCCUGUAUCUGGAUUUAUAAAGCAGUUUUUAAUGAUCAGCAGCGGCGACUGGAUGUGCAGUCUUAUCUUUUUUUCCCCACUGUGCUUCCGGUAAAACAUUAAUUAUGUGUCUACACGGGUUUGAUAUGCUCAUAUUCCGAUAAACAUUAGCGUGAUUUUUUGCGAAGGAAGUCCAAAGAAGGAAGUCCAGGACGGGAUAGGUGGACAUUGACUACCAGCUCCCGAAGAAACAUGGCCUCGGUUUGGAAGAGACUGCAACGUGUGGGGAAGCAUGCAUCCAAAUUCCAGUUUGUGGCUUCCUAUCAGGAACUGAUGGUGGAAUGCACUAAGAAAUGGCAACCAGACAAACUGGUGGUGGUCUGGACACGGAGGAGUCGGAGGAAAUCCUCCAAGUCCCACAGCUGGCAGCCUGGCAUCAAAAAUCCCUACAGAGGAGUGGUGGUGUGGCCUGUACCGGAGAACAUAGAGAUCACGGUCACUCUUUUUAAGGACCCCCAUGCAGAGGAGUUUGAAGACAAAGAGUGGACAUUCGUCAUUGAAAAUGAGUCUCCAUCAGGGCGGAGGAAGGCCUUGGCUACCAGCAGUAUAAACAUGAAACAGUACGCCAGUCCGAUGCCCACGCAGACCGAUGUCAAGCUCAAGUUCAAGCCGCUGUCGAAGAAGGUGGUGUCGGCCACGCUGCAGUUCUCCCUCUCCUGCAUCUUCCUCCGUGAGGGAAAGGCCACUGAUGAGGACAUGCAGAGCCUGGCCAGCCUGAUGAGCAUGAAGCAGGCAGACAUCGGUAACCUGGACGACUUUGAGGAGGAGAACGAGGAGGAUGAGGAGAAUAGGGUGAACCAGGAGGAGAAGGCUGCCAAGAUCUCAGAGAUAGUAAACCAGUUGAAUGCCCUCAGCUGCUUACAUGCGGAUGAUGAUGAUGGUGAUGAUGGUGGUGUCCUUAUGCGAGCACGCAAAGCAACCGCUAAGCCUGCCGCUUCCUCCCAAGAGCUCAUCAACAAGUUGAACUUCCUGGACGACGAGGAUCAGGAAGUGCCUGCCGACAUGUGCUCAAAUCCCUUCGAGGAUCCUGAUGACGACCUUCAUCCGAACCACCUUAACCCAUUUGGUGAUCCUGACGAAGAAGAGCCCCCUGCCCAGCCGGUCUUAAGGCAGCGGGUUGACGAUAACUCCUUCUACGACCAAGAUACCUCGAAUCCGUUUGAUGACCCGGACGAACCGGAGACAGACACAGCUCCGGGGAAUCCCUUUGAAGACGCCGACCCAGACACGGACCUCCAGCCAGACCCAGAACCCCCCAAACCUAGGCAGAGGAAAGGAGUGCGGCCUGUCGACAUGAGCAAGUACCUGUACGCAGACACGGCGCGGGAGGAGGAGGAGCUCGACGAAUCCAACCCGUUCUACGAGCCAAGAACAUCCAGCCCUGUGCACCCUCCCGCUGGUAGCCCCUCUCUGGAUGUGGGCAACAGCCAGAAGAGGAGGCCCCCCCCGCCCCCCAGUUCCAGCCCUGGCCUGGGCCCCAGUCCGCCUGCUCCCAAACCCAGCGCUGCACCAGACAGAGAGAGAACCCAGCCGGUCGGGCCCAGCCCGGUCGCAGUGGUGAUGGGGAGAGAGCUGGCCUCCUCCUCCCCCAAGCCCAGCCCCAUCCCGAGCCCGGUUCUGGGAGGGAAGCCCAACGCCAGCCAGUCUCUGCUGGUGUGGUGCCGCGAGGUCACCAAGAACUACCGCGGGGUCAAGAUCACCAACUUCACCACCUCCUGGAGGAACGGGCUGGCCUUCUGCGCCCUGCUGCACCACUUCAGGCCGGACACAAUAGACUACAAGUCGCUCAAUCCUCAGGAUAUUAAAGAAAACAACAAAAAGGCUUACGAUGGUUUUGCGAGCCUGGGUAUCUCCCGUCUCCUGGAACCCUCUGACAUGGUGCUGCUGGCCAUCCCCGACAAGCUCACGGUGAUGACCUACCUGUACCAGAUCCGCGCCCACUUCUCCGGGGAGGAACUGAACGUGGUGCAGAUCGAGGCCAACAGCAGCCGCAGCACCUACAAGGUGGGAGACUUUGAGACGGACACCAACGCCUCCAUUGGUCAGGACAAGUUCUACGCUGAGAUCAACGACGUGCAGCACCACCAGGCUAGCUCUGAGACGGUAGACGCCGCUGAGUCUAAUGGCACUAAAGCUGCUGAGGAAGAGGUGACGGAGCCAGGUUGGAAGGCGGAGGUCGGAGCGGUCAGCUUGCCAGCAUCAGGCGCUUUAAAGUCUCCUCCGGUCCCGUCGCCGCGCACAGCAUUAGCCGCCUCAGCAACGAGCUCUGAGGACAGGGGGGGUCUUCUCAAAGCCAAAACUUUAGACCUCAGCGAGUUACCUCACAGAGAGAUGGAGACGGAGAGACAGCAGCCGGAGGAGGUGGGAGAGGAGAGACGGGAGGGAAGUACAGAGCCAGGGUCCCCCACAAGGAAAGGGGCCUCCCCGCCCCACCAGAAACUGGGCUUCUCCUAUAACAGGGAUGCAGACCUCAUCAAGAAAAAGAGGGCCAGCCUGCGUCACUCCGAGUCUGAGCCCGCUUCAGAGAGCACCCCCCCUCCCGCCAACCACACAGACAACACCCCCAAACAGGAGCCGACAGCUGUAUCAAGCCCCCCCGCUGAGAAGAGGGUGCUCUCUCGUCAGGAGGAGCUGAAGGAGAGAGCCCGUCUCCUCCUGGAGCAGGCCCGCAGAGACGCCGCCAUGAAGGCCGGCAACAAGAACGUCCCCAACGCAGCCCUCACUGCUCCGAACAGGGCCACCAGCGUCUGUGAUGAGCGCGAUGCAGAGCGGCGGAGGCAGCUGAGGGAGCGAGCCCGGCAGCUCAUCGCUGAGGCUCGAUCCGGAGUCAAGAUGUCCGACAUGAGCCUGGACGCCUCCAUCACUGACAGAGGAAAGGGCGGCAAGACUAGCCCUGCUGGAGAUGUUUUGGAUGGAGUGGGAAGUCAUCUUGAGGAUGAUGGUGGUGAUGGUGAAAGGGGUGAGGAGGAGGAAGAGGCAAGGGUGGAGCAAGAGCAGCUCCAUCUUCUUGGUGGUGGUGGUGGUGGUGCUGAUGAUGGUGAUGGUGACACUGAUACUGUUGCUGCCACAUCUGCUUCUGCGCUGGCUACUAACCCACUGCCUCUGGAGGAAAAUCGUGCAGCCACCUCCAGCUUCCCCCUGUGUCUGGAGCUUACUAACCCAGACUCUGAGCUAACUUCUCUGGGCACAAACAGUAAACAUGUGGACCUGAAGCUGAAGAAGCUGGUGGAGGACAGCCCAAGAAGAUUCACCUCCCCUUCAUCCCCUUCCUCCACGUCUUCCUCAUCCUCACCCACCGCCUCCUCCACCUCCCCUGCCAGCCCUGCAGAAGGACUGGAGAAUAACGCUGAGGAGUUGCGAGCAGAGCGUCUGCGCAGAGCGACCGAGAGGUUGCGGAGCCCGGUCGUCUUCAACAAGGAUUCUGCCGUCAGGAAAACUCAGCUGAAGUCCUUCAGCCAGUACGUGGAGAGCAGACCAGAGGUGAAGAGACAGAAGUCCAUUCCUGAGGAUCUGAAGAAGGCUGAGGAGGACCGAGGCUCACCGACGGAUCUCGAUAUUCGCCGACCAUUUGAAGAGGAGAAGGCGUUCAAAGACACCAGUCAGUAUGUGGUUGGGGAGCUGUCUGCGCUGGAGAGCGAGCAGAGGCACAUCGACGCCCGAGCAGCUCGCGUGGAGAAGAGGCUGCGCUAUCUCAUGGACACAGGUAACAAACAGGAGGAGGAGGAGGCCAUGAUGCAGGAGUGGUUCAUGUUGGUCAACAAGAAGAACGCCCUCAUCAGGCGACAGAACCAGCUCUCUCUGCUGGAGAAAGAGCACGAUCUGGAGAGACGCUUCGAACUGCUGAACAGAGAGCUGAGAGCCAUGCUGGCCAUCGAGGACUGGCAGAAGACGGAGGCUCAGAAGAGGCGAGAGCAGCUGCUGCUGGACGAGCUGGUCAUCCUGGUCAACAAACGCGACGCGCUGGUGCGGGACCUGGACGCCCAGGAGAAACAGGCCGAGGAGGAGGACGAGCACCUGGAGAGAACGCUGGAGCAGAACAAAGGAAAGAUGGCCAAGAAAGAGGAGAAGUGUGUGCUUCAAUGAUUGUCACGUCAGAAAGAAACACAACCGAUAAAUGUAGCCGAUAACAGAAAUGUACCAUGACUAUAAGUAUGGAUAUUAUUAUUGGAUAGUGGCUUUCCUAGAUAUUUCUAUCAGUUAUUGGACGUGGUUGUUGUUUUGUUAACCGCAGAGACUGACCCUGCGAUGCCUUUGCACCAACUUUAUACUGACUCCCACUUAUACGAUAUUUUUUAUUUGAGUUCUCCUUUUGUUUACCGAGGACGGUACUUGUUUGUAAUAUAUGUGAGAGGAGCCCUGUGUGGUAUUUGCAUGUGGUGACGCAGCAGCACAGCCUCGAAUGUGGAGCAGUUUGAGGUACAGCACAACGGGGUUUAACGUGGGGAUUUAUCUUUUGUUUUUCAUCGUGUUGGACUUUUUAAAAAGGAAAAAAAAAGAGGUUAUAAUAUCAGUCUUUUUCAAGCUACUUCACGACUUGUGUAUCUUUUUAUCAUUUCAUUUUAGAGUUUUUACUUGUAAAAUAUCUUCAUAAAUCAUGCAUUAACUUUCCUAUUGCUUUUUUUUAUGUCUUGGCUUGAAAGCAGUUUACCAAAAGAGAGAUCAUGUUUAAAAAGAAAUGAGAAAAUAUCACGUUGUACAUUUUUCCUCUCUGCUCUGACCAAUAGCAUCCAACACGUUUGUCAGGAUUCAUGCAGUCAAACAAAAAAAAGAUAUAUAUUAUUUAUUGCCGUUUUAUCAUUUUGAAGCUGCUUGUAAGUGGAUCUACCGUCACGUUUCAUGUUGAUUUUGCUCGACAACUUUUUUUUUUGGUUUGUAUUUAUUGUAUUCUGAAGAAGAGAGCUUCCACGUGCAUCACUUAGAGCUCCACAUCUGGUGCAGGUGUUCAACAUUUAUCUGUUUAUUUAUUCCAGUGUCAUAACCCAAGUCUUCAAUAAUAAAGUCCUUAUGAUUUCAUACUCCA